AUCGAAACGCCAGGUCUCUGGGCGACUCCCACUUCCUCCCAUUGUCCCAGCGACCCCCAUUGUUCCCCUUUGUAAUUUUACCUCCACAUGUCAACCAUGGAUCACGGCAGCUCUCAUGAGAAGUCCAAUGAUGUCUUCUCCUUCGGCGACGACGAGGAACUAACACGCAGAUUACGCUUUAUCAAAGAAGUUGGCUUCGGAAACUGGGGCAGCGUCUGGAAAUGCGAACCCAGAUCUACCGAGAUGCUCUCGACCGGUGACAGCUUUGAUCAAUCUCUCAAAAGCAGCUUUGCCGUCAAGCUGGUUCAUCGUCGAGGGGGAAAACCUGAGGAAGUUAAGACGAGUGCUGCACGCGUCAAAUCAUUAUGGAACGAAAUGAGGAUCGUUCGACAGUUCAAGUUAGACCCCCACCCUUCGAUCAUCCCCUUCUAUUCCUUUCUUCUCACUCCUUCCUAUGCUCUCGUCACAAUGGCAUACUACCCAGACCUCAUCACAGUACAAGUGGCCGAAACGUACGCUCGAAGAUGGUUCCGAUUCCUGCUUUCUGCCGUAGAAUACCUUCACAAGCGUGGCGUUGUUCACAAUGACAUUAAACCUGCGAACAUCCUGAUGUCUCCGAAAGGUGUCCCAGUCCUGUGUGAUUUUGGCUUUGCGGAGUCGUAUGACCUAGAGUCAUCUACUGCAUUUCACAGUCGCUGCUCCUACGGCACACCAGAGUAUCUUUCUCCGGAACGUGCUCGUGGCAUCCCUCACGACACUCGCAAGUCGGAUAUGUGGUCACUGGGAGUUACAUUUUUUGAGGUUCUUGUUGGACGAACUCCCUUCGAAGAAUCUGAUACAGAUAAUUGCUUAACCCACGAAGACCUAGAGAAGUACUGGUCACGCACCUUAAGGGGAAAGUGGAUUGGCAGUUGGAAGAUGUCAAAAGGAGUAGAGAAGCUUUUGCGACGCAUGUUGGCUCCAAAUGCCGACCUGCGUUGUACUGCUACAGAAGCGAUGAAGGAUUCUUACUGGAUGACCGAUGUUCAAUCUUCCCACCGUAAAUCUUCCAGCUAUGGCUCCUCAAUUGUGUUUGAGAAGGACAUUACCAAGUUGAUGGAUAUUUCGACACCGUGGACCUCCCCGAGUAAUGGAGAUGGUGACAAGUCUCGGAUUGUGUCUCGGAUUGUGUCUCCGGACUCCAGCGCGCGAACCAAAACGGUGAACAAGUCCAAAUCACAACCUAAAGUGAACGCGACGAAGGCGCCCAUUCGGAAACGUGCCGGUCCCAAGCCAGUCGACCUGUCUCCCAUCAAAGGAUCACCUCCUACUUCCCCGAAUGCUGUCACCAUUAAGAACGUUCUGUCGGAUGGAAACCCUCGGAGACGUCAACCUUUCGGCGUAGUCAGCCCAAGUCAAAACAACAUUCCAGCACUCAAAAUGGUGAACAAGCCAUCUGGCGUUCAAUUGACAGAGAAGAACAGAGUAGGAAUGCUCGCCGAACUAGCGGGUCCUUCAAAGAAAGGCAAAGGGAAGGAGAAUCAUGUUACGCAGAGGGUUCAAGAUUGGGAACGUGAGAGGCAAAGGCUAAGAGAACUAUCGCGCCUUGAGGAGCUAGAGAGAGAUGUGGCAACUGGGGAUCAAGAACCCUCCGAAGGUCAAGUGAGGGAGGAUGAUCGGAAGAAGUCCGUUAUGGACGAAAAGGAGCAGGAUCAUAGGGAACCCUCCCAUCCUGAUUUUUCAUCUUUAUCUCUACCGCAGAUUCCCGUGACAAGCCCGAUGCGCGUUCCAUCGGUACAUGUCACGACAAACGAUCCCGAAUCAGUGAUGCAAACUAGUAUCGAAAGAAGGCGUUCAGGCUUUUUCACGCAUAGAAUCAGAGCCUCUAUCGACAGGACUAUGCAGAAAUACAAGUCAUCCACCUUAGGGAGAAAUAACUCACUUCGCGAUCUUACUACUGACAGGCAAGAGGAACUGGAAUCAAGAGUCAGUCACAGCGAGAGGGAGUCCUGGGAAGAUGAGGCUCUCGUUCGGGAAGCCAAAUCUUCAUUACCAGUCGUUAGACGAGCGAUCCAUAACGAACGCGUUGGCGCUGACAAUCAGGUUGACCGCCUCCACCUAUGGAUGAGAAACGUAGAGCGCGUCGUUGAAGAUGCCCGACAAUCCUUUACGAAUGGUCAAGCUGCAACCCUGCCGCCACUCCCUCUGCCUCCUGCUUCUCGCCCUCACAGUAACCGCACAUCCCGCCUCCCUAGGCGAGUGUUGGCGGCCAGCGAGAUAUUUUCCGAUCAGUCUCUGCCUGAUUCAAGCGCCAUUGACCAGACUAUGUCAUUCUAUAUCACGUCUGCAAAACCUACCGAACCUACGGCCAUUCCUCCUGAGCCUCAUGUUACACCCUCUCGCCCCCGCCGAGCAACGGUAUCGAUCUCUUCACCUGCACACGUCACUUCCCCAUUCGAAUUGAACGAAUCUCCGUCUAAGAGGAAAGAAAAGAGCAGGUCUUAUGGAAAUCUUCUGCAGUGUCAUAUUACACCUCCUUCCGAAUUAGCGGCCGCCCUCAAUCAAGAACCUGAUCCACCAUCGUCUCCUCGACUGUCUACAGCCGUGGACAGAAGUAUAUUUAUUUUGCCCCCGGUUAAGAGCCGGGAUGAUGUUGACCAUCUCAAUACGCCUCCACCAUUCAGCAAGUCAUUUGAUGAGCUGACGUCCUCCCCGCUGAUUGUCGAGCCUUAUCCGCCGCGAGAGUCGUAUACACCAGAUCGUCCGGUUCCCGAUUCUCCCGCCCAGCGCAAGCUUGAAGGAGUGUAUGAUCGGUUCUUAAUGGCCACAUCUGGUGUCAAACGGGUCGGAAAAGGAUAUCAAUCAGAUAUACGUGGACCUGUACACAGCACCGUGCAACCUCCGGAGAACGUUCCUGCGAGACAUCGAGUGUUCUAUUCUACCCGCAGACAGAUGCCUCCUCCGGUAUCCAGCGAUCAAAUGCAUAUUGUGGUGGAUGAACUCGGCGUCAUGUCCUCUACGCCUGUAACAGGAGCAGAGCACGAAAUCUUCGGAGAUCAGAGCAAUACAACAGUUGCCAUUGUUCGCCGUGCGUUCAAGGCUAUGGUUCCGGGGAAGACCCUCAACAGGCGGCUCUCCCGCCUCAGCUAAUGUUUUUACAUUUCACCUUGUUGCAUUUUCCCUUUUCACUAUUUUCAUUUUGCUGCUCUAUUUCUUCCUCCAUUGCCUUCUCGUUUUGCUUUGCCAUCAUCUCUUCUACCCACACUCGUUCAUCGUCCAUCAUCUUUCAAUCAUCUUCUCAUACGCAUAUUUGCCGUAUAUACCUCUGCUCUUAUCCAUGUCUUGUUUGCUUAUCGUUUUUGCUAUCGAUUUUUUUUUCCAUAUCCAUGACUGAAACGUUUUUUUUGGCAUUAUCAUCCACUUAUUUUAUUUCUCAUGGUUAUUACGACUGCUUGACGCUCUGUUCAGUGAAUGGCUUACUUAUGCGUAGUUGAUUAUUCUCAUUGAUGUCCAAUUCACGUUGAAUUCAUGCCUUU
Messenger RNA from Marasmius oreades (fairy-ring Marasmius), 3515 nucleotides. RefSeq lists its product as uncharacterized. The record is from RefSeq and is a predicted model, not a curated record. The transcript is spliced from 14 exons. Gene Ontology annotation, molecular function: ATP binding; protein serine/threonine kinase activity. Gene Ontology annotation, cellular component: cytoplasm. Gene Ontology annotation, biological process: peptidyl-serine phosphorylation; autophagy. The coding region runs from base 88 to 3129 and encodes 1013 amino acids. Lineage: Eukaryota; Fungi; Basidiomycota; Agaricomycetes; Agaricales; Marasmiaceae.